AUGGCUCCUACGCAAGUACUAAUCCAACCGCCCUCUGUGACGCGAGUAACGAAUGACGGACUCAGCAACAAAAUCACAUUAACCACAUAUCCCAAAUCAAGCGGCGUCUCCCCAGCCGAACUACAAUGGGGAGCCACAACCCCCUCAGAACGAGGUCCAAUCCUCCUCUCACGAUCCGGAGAUCACAUCUACACCCGCAACGCCAUAGGAGCCCACGGCGGCUCAUAUUCAGUCUACAACGCCCUCGCAGUAGCCGCAGGAGAUCUCCCCAUGAAUUUCCGACCGGAUUUCACCAACACUUACCCGACAUUCGAUUUCACUCCCAAACCCUCAUGGUCGGAUGCGAAGAAGAUUGUUGCCAUGGACCCGUUUGGUCAYAUUGUUUCUACUGCUUUCGCGAAGGAAUUGAAGGAGGGAAAGGAUGUGAGACCUACGAUUGCCAUUACGAGAGCUACGAUGCGAGUCGCUGAAAUCUCCGAGGCGAUUAAAGAAGGUAAUCUUCCCGUUGAUGGGGAUGUUGUCUUGAACAGUCAGGGAGAUGUAAAAGUCACCAAAGUCGCCGUUGAGCCCGUCUGGUAUCUCCCCGGAGUAGCCGAGCGCUUUGGAAUUUCCGAAAGUCAUCUCCGUCGCGUGUUAUUCGAGCAGAUGGGAGGAAGUUAUCCCGAAUUAAUCACCAGACCGGAUUUGAAAGUCUUCCUCCCUCCUAUCGGUGGCCUUACAGUUUACAUCUUCGGCCCCCCCGAACGAAUCUCAGAUCCCACCGUCCGUCUAGCCCUUCGAGUCCACGACGAAUGUAACGGAAGCGAUGUCUUCCAAUCAGACAUCUGUACCUGCCGCCCCUAUCUCGCUUUCGGAAUCCGCGAAGCGAUCCGCGAAGCUCAAAAUGGAGGUUCUGGAAUCGCGAUAUAUUUCCGCAAAGAAGGUCGUGCUUUGGGAGAAGUUGUGAAAUAUUUGGUCUAUAAUGCGAGAAAAAGAGGAGGGGAUACGGCGGAUAAGUAUUUCCAACGUACGGAAAAUGUUGCUGGGGUGAGGGAUAUGCGAUUUCAGGCGCUGAUGCCGGAUAUUUUGCAUUGGUUGGGGAUUUGCAAGAUUGAUAAGAUGCUUUCUAUGAGUAAUAUGAAGUAUGAUGCGAUUGUUGAGUCGGGGAUACCGAUUUUGGAACGGGUUCCUAUUCCUGAUGAAAUGAUUCCUGAGGAUUCCCGCGUGGAAAUUGAUGCGAAGAUUAAUGCUGGGUAUUUCACUACUGGGGCGCAGAUUACGGAUGAACAGCUCAAGCAAGUGGCUGGGCGCGGGUGGGAGAAGUGGGAGGAUAUUGCGGUAAGUGUUGUCUGGAAGUAUAGUGCUGAAUCUCCUUCCAUGUGA
Messenger RNA from Ramularia collo-cygni, 1362 nucleotides. RefSeq names its product probable bifunctional GTP cyclohydrolase II/3, 4-dihydroxy-2butanone-4-phosphate synthase. The coding region runs from base 1 to 1362 and encodes 453 amino acids. The transcript has 3 exons. Gene Ontology annotation, molecular function: GTP cyclohydrolase II activity. The record is from RefSeq and is a predicted model, not a curated record. NCBI's taxonomy places the organism in Eukaryota, Fungi, Ascomycota, Dothideomycetes, Mycosphaerellales, Mycosphaerellaceae. Gene Ontology annotation, biological process: riboflavin biosynthetic process.